Cuscuta campestris is the source of this 663-nucleotide messenger RNA. NCBI's taxonomy places the organism in Eukaryota, Viridiplantae, Streptophyta, Magnoliopsida, Solanales, Convolvulaceae. The record is from the annotation of a GenBank genome assembly.
UUGAUUUUUACCUUCACAAUAUUGUUAAGGUGCAAAAAUGACAGACUGCUGGGAUGACGUCAUGGCUGGGCCUCACCCCUCUGGUGUCCUUGGCAAGCUUCGGAAGACUCUUACCCUCAAAAUUGAUGAUCAUAGAGUCGCAGAAGGAUCUUUAAGCAAGUCGAUGCCGGCAAGCCCGGUGACACCAACGACGCCAUCUCCCACGGCGGCGGCGGGUCGGAAAGAUAACGUGUGGAGGAGUGUGUUCCACCCCGGAAGCAACCUCGCCACCAAGAACAUCGGCGCCCAAGUCUUUGAUAAGCCUAAGAAUACCAACUCUCCCACGAUUUAUGAUUGGUUGUAUAGCGAUGACACCCGGUCAAAGCAUCAUUGAAUUGAAUCGGGACUCCAUGCAUUUUGGUUGCUUGUCGUAGACCUCGUGCUCUCAUUUUAUCAUGCUUCGGAUCGUAAUGAUAUUUUCUAUGCAUUGGUUUUAAUUUUUCAGACUUGGUUCGUUGAAGCCUUAAUUAGCGUUGCAUUGUCAGUAUUUUGAGAUAGUGUAUAAAAAUAAUAUAUUUAGUGAGUAACCAUUUAAAUGAUUAUUUUUUCAUCACAAUUUUUCAAGCACAUAGAAGAUUUGUCGGUUAAGUGUCUAAGUGCAUUCAAUAAAUGUCAUACUAUGUA